Messenger RNA from Lytechinus variegatus (green sea urchin), 3500 nucleotides. RefSeq names its product ribonucleoside-diphosphate reductase subunit M2 B-like. The coding region runs from base 161 to 1762 and encodes 533 amino acids. The transcript has 8 exons. Gene Ontology annotation, biological process: deoxyribonucleotide biosynthetic process. Gene Ontology annotation, molecular function: ribonucleoside-diphosphate reductase activity, thioredoxin disulfide as acceptor. The record is from RefSeq and is a predicted model, not a curated record. Gene Ontology annotation, cellular component: cytosol. Lineage: Eukaryota; Metazoa; Echinodermata; Echinoidea; Temnopleuroida; Toxopneustidae.
CAAAAACACUCUUUUCAUAACGGAAUUGUUUAGCCUUCGUGAGAGUGGAAGGUCUGGGACUGGGGAUCUCAUUUUACAAAUGCAAGCGCUGUUUCUGCCGUUUAUUUUGUGCUUCUUUUGAGAUGGAACCUCAUUUGAAACUAUCAUUAUUGCCUCAUUAAUGGAUAGCUUCAAAAAUAACAAGAGACCACAGAUGGUGAUUGAGACCCUCGAGUCCAAGAAGAAGAGAAGCAAAGCAGAGAUGCCAAAUCUGAUCAGUAGAGGAGGAGGAGGAGAUGUGGACGGUUUUGAUCACCGUGGCAAUGAAGAAGAUGACGUUAUGCCCUCCUCUCAGGUAUCUAUGAUGUCUGUAGAUAUGGCACCAGACUCUCAGACCAACAGGGAUCUUGAUGAAGAUGAAGAAGCCGUUGUUGCCUCUCAGCUUGACCUCACCGGAGACGAGACAGACCUUGGAGACACUAGGUCCGGGUUGGAUGGUGAAGUGUCCAGUACAUCCCAGCUGGUAGACACACCAAGUCUUGAAACAUUUGAUUCAUCGAUGACAGUUCUCCUCAACGUAAGCAGUGAUGAAGAGGAAGAAGACAGUGCGCUUCAGAGGAUAUCAACAAGGUCGAUGAAGACCAUACAGCCUGGUGACAGUUGUAGAUCUAUCAACUCUCAUGCUUCAACAGAAUCAAAUGUGUCCAGGUUAGAUGGACAAGACACUGUUCUUGUAGAUCAUGAAGCCACUAAAAGCCCUGAGGAACAAAGUUCAAGGACUUCAGAUGUUAUUAAGAAGGUGGCAAAGGACAUUGAUGAACCUCUUUUGACUCCUAAUCCACAGCGAUUUGUUCUCUUCCCAAUAAAGUACCAUGAUGUUUGGCAAUUUUACAAGAAAGCAAUGGCUUCAUUCUGGACUACAGAAGAGGUAGAUCUCAAAGAAGACUGGAAAGAUUGGGAGAAACUCAAGCCAAACGAGAAACAUUUUGUCACCCACGUAUUGGCGUUCUUCGCAGCAAGUGAUGGUAUCGUGAAUGAGAACCUUGUGGAAAGGUUCAGUCAAGAAGUUCAGAUACCAGAGGCCAAGUGCUUCUAUGGCUUCCAGAUAGCAAUGGAGAACAUUCACUCUGAGAUGUACAGUCUGCUGAUUGAUGCGUAUGUCAAGGACCCACAUGAGAAACACAGACUCUUCAAUGCUAUACAAACCAUGCCAUUUGUAAAGAAGAAAGCUGAUUGGGCUCUGAAGUGGAUUGCAUCAGAGGAGAGUACCUUCGGUGAGAGGCUGGUGGCGUUCGCUGCGGUAGAAGGAAUAUUUUUCUCUGGCUCAUUUGCUGCCAUUUUCUGGUUCAAGAAACGUGGACUAUUACCGGGCUUGACGUUCUCCAAUGAACUGAUCAGUCGAGACGAGGGACUCCACUGCGACUUUGCUUGUCUGCUCUUCUCUCACCUCCACCAUCCUCCAGCCGUCUCCCGCAUCCAGGAGAUCAUCAGGGAUGCAGUCCGAUUGGAAGAGGAGUACCUCUCCGACGCCCUCCCGGUGGCCCUGAUUGGCAUGAACGCCCGCCUCAUGAGCCAGUAUAUUCAGUUCGUGGCCGACAGACUACUCAUGGAACUGAAUUCCCCGAAGAUCUACAACGUUGAGAACCCCUUUGACUUCAUGGAGAACAUCUCGUUGGAAGGAAAGUCAAACUUCUUUGAGAAACGAGUCGGAGAAUACCAGAAGAUGAACGUCAUGACCCCUGAACUGCAUAGGCAUACCUUUACAUUGGAUGCAGACUUCUGAGAUCCGACCGCACCUUGUCAUACUGCAUGCUGAAUGAGCCCCUAAAUGGUUUAUUGUCUGAAAUAUUAACAACUCUUCUGAGAGAGAUAAGAAAGAAUGGUUAAUGUGUUGUGACAAUGAAGGAAUGAGAAAUGUAUGGUUGCAAAUGUAAAUGUGGCAAGCAUUGAGGGUUUUGAUCAGUUAUUUUGUUUGUGUUUUUAUGAAUUACUUUUGCCUGUUGUGAGCAAUGGUGAACACAUUGUUGACAUUCGAUCCAUCCAUACAGAUUAUAAUUGAGGGUACUAAUUUCAGUUCCAGAUAGAUGUGCAUAGUCAAGCAGGGAUAAUAAGGGGUGAGAGAGUUUAAUUUUCAAUCUGAUGUCAACUUUUUCAGCUUCAUUUCAACUUUCCUCUACAAAAUUACCGGUAUGCGAGUUUUUUAAUUUGAGCUUUUUUCAUGACUCACUUGUGGGCAGAGAUGCUUGUGAGUGAAACGAUGAUGAAUGUGAUAUAUUGUGAAGAAGAUGAGAGUGUUUCAUUUGUUUUUUAGAAUAUUUAUGAAAAGAUGUGUUUUAUUAGAUGAAUUUUUAAUAUAUUUUGCUGGAAGACCUUUAUUAGGUGCUAGGAUAUAUAGAUGUAUCAUGUUAGUUUGGUUGAUUAAACCUCCCCUUGUAUUAUGUUGCACCGAAGCCAGUAAGCAGAUAGUCUCGUCUACAGGCUUAAUGACACUGUACUUCUUUUAACAUACUACACCAAAUAUUUGGUAGGAUUUCUUACUUUAAGAAUUGGUAUUCAGAAAAUAUGAUAAGUGAUCAAGCUUGAGAUUUGUUAACAUGAAGUAACAAUGAAUGUGCAAUAAUCUUUGUAUGAAUUAAUCUUUCGAGGUGCCAUUAUGAACUAAAAAGCCAGUGUAUGAAACAAAAUCGAAGAUUACAUGCAGAAAUGUAUUGAAAUGGUAAUAUUUGUCAGUACUUUUUCAUGAUCUAUUCAUAAUCAAUUAAGGAUUUUUUUAGUCCUCCUUGUUUCAUUCUCUUUGUUAUUUAUUGUAUUUUAAAAAAUCUCUAGAAUUUCUGCCCCUCUUUAGAAUAAGUUCUCUCCGAUAUUGGUAGGGGUCUCCAAUUAUUUAUUUUUUAAUAUAUUUUAUGAUCAAGAAUAAGAUUCUAUGAACAGUGACGUUUAAAAUGAUUUGGGGCCAUUUCAUUGGAGCUGUACGUAAGUUAUGCACAACUUCAUGCACUACUUUACAUAGAAUUCAGUGAUGACACUAUUUAUCUCCGAAACCAGUAUUGUGUUCAUGUUUAUAUACAUGUAUCUACAAGAAGCACUAUACGCACAUAUACACCUCAUGAUACAGCACAGUACUGGAGUACUGUAUAUACCUGUACUAUGCUACUCAAAUCAUUCUUGUGGUUUUUUUUUGUUCUAUCAGAUAAAAUCAUAAGCGUAUUUUAUCACAUUGAAAUUAACAAAAAUAUUUUGUGAGCUGAGAAAUGAUUUUAUCUCUCAAGAAUUACAGAGAACUGUGCUUGAUUAUUCAUUUUGGUCUGAGUUUUGAACCAAAAAAAGGGCUGCUUUUCAAUUGUCAUAGAGGGUUGUUAUUGACAUUGCUCUACAAUAUGAAAACAAAUUGUGAUUAUUUGCUUUAUAUUCCACUAUAUAAAGGAAAUUUCUGUAUUACAAAAGCGUAAUUUAUUGAGAAAAAUCAUCUUUCUAUGUCUCUAUUUCAUAAAACAUACACCAAUAUGGUUAUUAGAUCAGUG